AAGCUCCAUCAAGCUCCUCGUCCAAGGCGCAGUUGGUGGAUAGCCCGGCAAUUGCCGAAGUCAAAGCUCCAAGCAAGCAACCUCACCUUGCGCGAUUCACGAAUAAUUACACAACUUCAAUACUCAACAACAAACCCCCUCAACCAUCAAAAUGCCCACGGUAGGACCAUCAUUACCUCCACAUCUCGCCAAGCGCGGUCGUGACGAAGACGACAACGAACGAUCGACCAGCCCAGAAUCCAGCGAGAAGCGCCAGCGCGUCGCAGGGCCAGCUCGACCACCGCGCAUUUCUGGUCCAUCUUUACCUCCUCGCCCGAACUCUCGUUCCUCCAGUCCAGAUAGCGAUAUCGGUCCUGCGCCUCCACCUUCUUCAAAGCCCGCUCGCGUACUAGGCCCGGCUCUACCGCCUGCACCACUUUCAGAACGACCGCCAAACCCUCCUUCCGACGAUUCAGACAGCAGUGAUGACGACUUCGGUCCCGCACCGCCUCCAGCUGGUGGUGUGUCCGUAGCGUAUGAUGCUGAAGAUACAAACCCUGGUCCAUCAGCCUUUGAUACAGAUCCGAAGUACACUGAAGAGUCCAAAAAGGUCCAACGAGAUGAAUGGAUGACAAUGCCGCCCACCCAAGAUGAUCUUGCAGCCCGGAUGGAUCCGACGAAGAUACGAGCGCGGAAGUUUAAUACUGGAAAGGGUGCCAAGGGACCUUCCGGCGGAGGUGGCAUGGGUGUAUGGACGGAGACCCCGGAGCAAAAGCUUAAGAGGUUGCAGAACGAAGCACUCGGUGUGGCUGCACCUUCGAAUUCAGAAGAGGCGGACACCACCUCAAGAAGAAGUCAAAAGGAGGAAGAUCAGGCACGAAGGAUGCGCGAGAAGAUCGAUGCAUCCCGGGGUAAAAGCCUGAUGGAAAAGCACAAGGACAGUGGCACUGGAAAAGACAAGGAAGAUGACCCCAGCAAGCGGUCCUUUGACUGGAAGAAAGAUAUGGGCGGUGGCACUCAAAUUGGUCACAAACAGAGGAACGAGAUGUUGAGUAAAGCCAAAGGAUUCGGUGAUCGUUUCUCGGGAGGCAGCUUCCUAUAGAUUACUUUUGGAACCCCUCUCAGUCUGAUUUUGAGAAGCAAUCCUUUCGGCUACCGAGCGACUCUUGUGCGUUUUCAGACUAUCAUUUGCGUGUACUCAAUCCCCAGAAAGCCAUUUGGUAAUGCCCAUGCGCUGGUCAGGGAUACUCCGCAUGCAAAUUACCUGUUCAUGUUCUCCAGGAGGUCCUCCACUGUAAGCGAAUAUACGGACAAUUUUACUGGAACACGAACUAUUGAUGUAGUGCCACAAGUUCUAUUGUAUAGUCGCAAGAUAGCUAAAUGAAAUUAUAGCAGGAAUUAGAAGCGCACAGCCAAGACUGGACACUCAGAACAUAGCAAAUAACAUCCGAUAUGAG
Messenger RNA from Aaosphaeria arxii CBS 175.79, 1436 nucleotides. RefSeq lists its product as uncharacterized. The transcript has a single exon. Bases 152 to 1081 code for a protein of 309 amino acids. NCBI's taxonomy places the organism in Eukaryota, Fungi, Ascomycota, Dothideomycetes, Pleosporales. The record is from RefSeq and is a predicted model, not a curated record.